UGUUCACGGGCACAGAGUAAUGGCAAGAAUGAGCAGUAGUUCCUGUGUGUGGCUGCCUGUGUUGGUCCUGCAGUGCUGCUUCCAGCUCAGUGCUUCUCUCAGCUACUUGAGUGCUUAUGUGAAGCUCAGAUACUCGGACAGAUGGACAAAUGAAACAGUGGCCAGUAUCUGUGAGUGUGGUGUGUUUGGAGCACACUCGCUCCAGAAAUCUGCUUCUGGGGGGAUUGUGCUUCCUAAUGCAGAUCCACUGGCAUGUUCCAUGAAUAUCACAUUCACUGCCUCUCACGAGCCAUGGAUCGCCCUCAUCAAAAAAGGGAAUUGUUCUUAUUCACAGAAGAUCCUGGCUGCCUGGCGAAACGGAGCCUCCGCUGUGGUUAUUUACAACAUAGAUGGGACGGGCAAUGAUACUAACAUUAUGUCUCAUCCAGAUGCUGAUGAUGCAGUUGCCAUCAUGAUUGGCAACAUUCAGGGCACAGAAAUCACCAACCUGAUCAAGAGUGGCACAGAUGUAUAUAUGGCAAUAGCAGUAGGCAAAUCUUACAGCUUGUGGUCUGCCGCUAAAUGGGCAUACGCUCUGUCUUUCACCUUCAUCGGAAUCACGGCGAUCACCCUGUUCUAUUUCGCUUUCCUGUUUUUUAAGCGAAUGUACAGAAACCAACAACUUCGAAUGCAGCUGAGAGAGAUUAAACGAGUGGCCGAAAGCGCAAUAGCACAGUUAGAAGUUCGGACUCUGCGGAGAGGUGACCCGGAAGUGGACUCAGAGGAAACGAGCUGUGCUAUAUGUACUGACUCAUUUCAACACAAUGAAAAGGUCACAGUGCUUCCCUGCAGGCAUCUCUACCAUAAGAAGUGUAUUGAGCCGUGGCUUCUGGAACACCCAACCUGCCCCAUCUGUAAAUACAACAUCCUCAAAUCUAAGAUGGAUGAAGAGAGCAGUGAGCAGCAUUCAUCAUCUUCAUCGUUAGACGUGAGCUUUUGUCCCCCUGUAGUGAUGACAGUCACGUCAACACAUCAACACCACACAUCAGAUGUCCAGACCUCAGAGAAUCAUGUGUACUGUGGGAUGGAUGUUCAGACACAGCAUAUUUAUGAGAAUCCAGCAUUUGAAGAAGAACCACAGACCCUGGAACAUCCCAACAUCAACAAUCAAAUAACAACAAAUGGAGAAGUUUAGCAGAAUGUCCAAGCUGUUCUCUUCCAUAAAAUGAAAGUGGGAAGGGACCAGGACGUCACACUCCAAAAACUACAAACAACACCAUACAAAUAUCAUAUCAGCUGUCAAUAUGAUUCUAUUCUGAAUACUACAGUUUAUUCCAAGUCUUCUGAAGCCAUACAAUAGUGAGGAACAGACUGAGAUUUAAGUCAUUAUUCACUGAAAAUCUUUCCUUGGAAAUCUUGUAUGGCAGCUUGUAUUGUAUUGUUUAGCUGAAUGCUCACGCUGCUCAAUUCAUCUCCUUUUCUGUAAAAUAGAAGUUAAAAGGCGUUGAAAUGUAUGUGGCUUCAAUAUCAUGAACAAAAAAUUAUGUGUGAAAUUGUUUUUGAAAAAUAUGAAAAUGGAAUGUUUAAAAUAUGACAACAGAUUGUUGAGGCAUGCAGCUGCUGGAGUCUUUCCCUUCUUGUAAGAAGUCUGAGGUUUGAUAUUAAUUGUCUCAAUAACAGAUUUCUGAACAGGGGCUAGCUGGUCUAGCUUUCCCAGAUUGCACUGUUUUAGUUACUAUAUGAAGAAUUAAAAAAGACACCAUUAAUAAUUAUAAAGAUUUGACUUAAAUACCAGUGCUAUUUAAUUAAGAGUUUAGUCUUUCUAUAUCCUCUGAAACAAUGAUAUAAUGUGCAAACAGAACAGUUUAAUGCGGUUAUUCAGAUUCCAUUAUAAUAAUAACAACAGUAAUCCAUCCAUUUGAAAUAUGGUGUGUAUAAUUGUACUGCUACAGCAGAUUUAGCAUUUUUAUCAUCACACUCCAUCUUUCAUCAUCCACAUCACCGUUGCAUAUUUAUUGAUUCAGAUAUACUUUAUAUGUAUAACCAACUAUGAGAUUGAUGUUUUACUGAAUGUAAAAUAGUCAGAAUGUAUUAGUUGCAUUGACUUAUGCACGUUUUCCAUGCCAAAACAACAUUAAACAUAGUUGAAUAUGUAUCAGUCACACAUUUUUUUGUGUGUGGAUACACAAAUUAUAAUGUGAUUUUUUUUUAAUAUAUAAUGAAUAAAUCAUUGUUA
This is a messenger RNA of Xyrauchen texanus (razorback sucker), 2215 nucleotides long. RefSeq names its product RING finger protein 148 (gene rnf128b). Gene Ontology annotation, biological process: ubiquitin-dependent protein catabolic process. Lineage: Eukaryota; Metazoa; Chordata; Actinopteri; Cypriniformes; Catostomidae. The coding region runs from base 20 to 1174 and encodes 384 amino acids. The transcript is spliced from 8 exons. The record is from RefSeq and is a predicted model, not a curated record. Gene Ontology annotation, molecular function: ubiquitin protein ligase activity.